GAUGAUGGGAGGAGAGGGGAUAAAAGGAGGUCGCUGUGCAGUAGGACUCAGAGUCCUGAGUCCUACUGCACAGCGGUAGAAGAAUGGGAUCUGGUGGGACCCAGCUGUGGCUUCUGGCCUUUCUGUCCCUGAUCACUCAAAGUGAUUCAUCAUUGUUGAAGGUGAUGUCUGCUCCCAAUUUAUUCCGGGUUGGAACAACAGAGAAGAUCUUUGUGGAGUGUCAAGACUGUGUCGAUAAUAAUGACUUCAACGUCGUAAUCAAAGUGAUGAACUACCCAAGCAAAUCCUUAAUAUUGGAUGAAAAAUCUGUGAACCUUAACAAGACGAACAAAUUCCAGUCACUUGCAGAAAUUACUGUCCCUGCUACAGACUUCAGUAAGGACCCCACCAUGAAGCAGUACGUCUACUUGCAAGCUACAUUUCCAGGGGCUGAACUGGAAAAAAUAGUUUUAGUUUCCUUCCAGUCUGGGUACAUCUUCAUUCAGACAGACAAGACCCUUUACACACCCAACAGUGUUGUUCAAUACCGGAUGUUUGGAGUAAAGCCCAGCAUGGAACCAGUAGAGAACGACAAAGAAACUAAUGCUCCUCCUUCCAUUGAUAUUGAGAUUGUGACCCCCAACAAAAUAACUUUACCAAUUGCUGUGAAGUCUCUGGAAUCAGGGCUCUACACUCACAGUUACCAGCUAGGAGACAUCGUCAGCCCUGGACUGUGGACAUUAGUGGCCAGGUUCCAUGACAACCCUCAGGAGAGUUUCACAGCAGAGUUUGAGGUCAAAGAAUAUGUGCUGCCUAGUUUUGAGGUGAAACUGUCACCUGACGUGCCAUUCUUCCAUGUGGACAGCUCCGAGUUCACUGUCAGUAUUAGUGCUGUGUACCUUUUUGGUCAAGAAGUGUCUGGGGUGGCAUAUGUGAUUUUUGGAGUUGAGCAUGAUGGUCAAAAGAAAAGCUUUCCCAGUUCCAUUCAAAGAAAACAUAUUGAGAAUGGUAAAGCAGUUGGUGAACUGAAGAAAGAGCACAUUACAGAGGUUUUCCAAGAUAUCCUUGGCCUGGUGGGGAGUUCGGUGUAUGUGUCUGUCAGUGUGCUCACCGAAAACGGAGGUGAAAUGGUGGAGGCACAGCUGAAAGACAUCCGGAUUGUCACAUCACCUUACAGCAUCAACUUCAAGAAAACAUCCAGAUAUUUCAAACCAGGAAUGCCCUUCGAUGCUGUGGUUGAAGUCACAAACCCUGAUGGAACCCCAGCGAGGGGAAUUAAUGUGUUGCUGGAGGCGGUGCCAUAUGAGACAACAGGGAAAACCACAGCCAAUGGCAUUGCAAGGCUUUCCAUAAACACAAAAUCAGAACCCGAACCACUGAUAAUUCAAGCAAAGACAAACGUCCCGGGUAUAACCCAAGCAUCAGCCACCAUGACAGCUACCCCAUAUACCACCAGCAACGGUCAAUAUAUCUAUAUAGGCUUGGGUUCAGAUGAAGUACGACUAGGAGACAACUUGAAAGUCACUCUCAACCUCAAAGAGCCCAUAAAUGCAAAAUAUGACAUCACGUACUUGAUUCUUAGCAAAGGCCAGCUGGUGAACCACGGUCGAAUUGCACCAAGACCAGUGAUAUCUCUAACAGUCUUUGUUACCAAGGACAUGCUGCCAUCAUUCAGAAUCGUGGCCUACUACCAUACAAAUGCAAACGAAGUGGUCUCAGACUCUGUUUGGGUGGAUGUGGAGGACACCUGCAUGGGCUCGUUGAAGCUAGAACCUGCACCACAUUCCUACCCCUUUGCUCCUCGCGGAACAUUUAAGUUUAAGGUCAUUGGAGAUCCUGGGGCCACAGUGGGAUUGGUGGCAGUUGACAAAGGUGUCUACGUCCUAAACACCAAACACCGCCUCAGUCAGAAAAAGAUAUGGGACAUGGUAGAGACGUAUGACACGGGAUGCACGCCAGGUGGAGGCAGGGAUGCAAUGCAUGUGUUUCACGAUGCAGGACUAUUGUUUAAGACCAACUUGGCUCCUGGAAGCCCAUACAGACAAGAAACAAAAUGUCCAGUGCCAAGCAGGAGGAAACGGGCAAGCACUAUAAUGGACGUCAAAACCAGCUUAGUGAGUCAGUAUGAAGAAAAAAUACAACGUGACUGUUGUUUGGACGGAAUGAGGGACACGCCCCUCUCAUACGACUGUGAGAGGCGCAGUGAGUACAUCGUGGAAGGUGCAGCCUGUGUGGAGGCCUUCCUACGCUGCUGCAAGGAGCUGAAAGACCAGCAAGAUGAGAGGAGGCAGGACAGUCUCCUGCUGGCUCGCAGUGAGGAAGAAGAAAAUAGUGACAUGGAUACAAGUGAAAUUGUUUCACGCAGCUCUUUCCCUGAAAGUUGGAUGUGGUAUAAUAUCAAAUUACCUCCUUGCCCUGGACAUAACCCUAAAUGUGAAACUCAAGAGUCUCCACUCUCAGAAAUGCUAAAGGAUUCAAUCACAACAUGGCAGCUUACUGCCAUCAGCCUUUCAGCAACGCAUAGUAUCUGUGUGGCUGAUCCACUAGAAGUAAAAGUUCAAAAGGUCUUCUUCAUUGACCUCCGACUGCCUUAUUCCGCUGUCCGUGGGGAACAGCUGGAAAUUAAAGCGAUUCUUCACAACUACAGUGAGGAGGGUGCUGAUGUGACUAUUGACCUGAUUGAGAACCCAGAUGUAUGCAGUUCAGCCUCUAAGCGUGGGAAAUAUCGCCAAAAGGUUAAUGUUGGAAGCAAAUCUACACGAUCUGUGCCAUUCGUCAUUAUUCCUAUGAAGGAAGGCGAACUCAAAAUUGAGGUCAAAGCAUUUGUUUCAAACUCAGAUCUGCCAUUGCGUGAUGGAAUUGAGAGAAAACUGCUGGUGGUGCCUGAAGGCAUAUUGAAAAAUUCUUUAAAGAGUGUAACCUUUCAGCUUACUAAGACAGGUGACAAAAAAGUCGAAGUCAUUAACAGUGAAAUACUUGAGAAACAUUUAGUUCCAAACACUAAGCAACUAACACGAUCUCUGAUCUCUGUGACAGGCAGAGAGCAGUUAAGUGCAUUAGUAGAGAACGCACUCAGUGGCAAGUCUAUGGGUACCCUGAUCAAACAGCCUUCAGGCUGUGGGGAGCAGAACAUGAUCUCAAUGACUCUGCCUGUCAUUGCAACUGUUUACCUGGACAAAACCAACCAGUGGGAAACUGUGGGCCUUGAUAAACGGGCAGAAGCUCUUCAACACAUCGAAACUGGUUACCAUAAUGAACUUGCCUUCCAUAAAGAUGAUGGGUCUUUUGCUGUAUUUCCCGAACAUGAAAUAGGCAGCACAUGGCUGACAGCUUAUGUUACCAAGGUGUUUGCCAUGGCUAGCCAUCUUGUAGGAAUGAACAAAGACGUGAUCUGUGACGCUGUAAAGUUCUUGAUGAAAACACAGAAAUCUGGCAUGUUUACUGAAGUUGGAACAAUCAUUCACGGAGAGAUGAUUGGUGAUGUGAAAGGCACAGAUUCAGGUGUCUCCAUGACAGCCUUCUGCCUUAUCGCUAUGCAGGAGUCAGGCAAGAUAUGUAACGGGAUUGAUAAUCUAGACGCUAGUAGAAAUGAAGCUGUGAGCUACCUGGAGAAGCAUCUACAUGGCCUCACCAACCCUUAUGCUGCUGCAAUAGCAUCGUAUGCCCUGGCCAAUGAAAACAAACUCAACCUGCAGAUCCUCAACAAGUUCAAGAGCUCAGAUCAUUGGCCUGUACGAGACAAACAUCUUUUCACCCUGGAGGCCACAGCUUAUGCUCUGUUGGCGUUGGUCAAGACCAAGGCCUUUGAUGAGGCGAGACCUGUUGUCAGAUGGUUCAACCAACAGCAGAUAGAUGGAGGAGGAUAUGGAUCAACUCAGGCUACUAUAAUGGUGUACCAGGCAAUAGCUGAGUAUUGGGUUGCCGCUAGAGAGGAGGAGUAUAAUGUGAAUGUGGAACUCUUUCUGCCAGACAGGUCAAAACCUCCGAGCUUCAAUUUCAACAGAGAAAGCCACUAUUUUACCAGAACGUCUAAGGUAAACUCUAUAAAUAAUAAUAUAACAGUCGUUGCCACUGGAAAAGGAGAAGCAACAGUAAAAAUGGUGUCAUGGUAUUAUGCGCUGCCUGAAGAAAAGGAAAGCAGCUGUCAGAAGUUCAACCUGUCUGUGCAAUUUUUCCCAGAUAAGAUUGGUGAGGAUGAAGGUAUAUACAAACUGAAAAUAGAAGUUUUGUAUAAGGAUGAUCAGCGUGAUGCAACCAUGGCAAUCUUGGAUAUUGGUUUGCUGACUGGCUUCACUGUUAACACAAAUGACCUGAACUUAUUGUCUAAAGGAUUUGGUCGCAGCAUUUCAAAGUAUGAGAUGGACAAAGUUCUCUCAGACAGAGGCUCGCUCAUUAUCUACUUAGAUAAGGUUUCUCACAAACGCCCAGAGGAGAUUGCAUUCAGGAUGACCCAGACUCUGAAAGUUGGUAUCUUGCAACCAGCGCCUGUGUCUGUCUAUGAAUACUAUGACCAUCAGCACAAUAGCCAGACACCCUGUGUGAAGUUUUACCACCCACAGAGGCGCUCUGGAGAGCUAUUGAGACUCUGCCAAAAGAAUGAAUGCAUAUGUGCUGAAGACAAUUGCAAUAUGCAGAGAAAGGAAAAAAUAGACAAUGAAGUUCGCACAACUAAGGCCUGUGAGUCUGAGAAAGGCAGCAAAAUAGAUUUUGUAUACAAAGUGAGACUAGAAGAGUUGAAAGCAGAUUUGGCCACAGACGUUUACACCAUGCGGGUUAUCAAAGUUAUCAAAGAAGAUAGCACUGAUGUUGCUCCAGACGACAAACUGCGCACGUUUCUUAGUUUCCCACACUGCAGGGAGGCUUUAAAUCUGACACAGGGCAAAACCUACCUUGUCAUGGGCAUGGCCAAAGACAUCAGCAUAGACACAGAGAAUAACUCGUUUCAGUAUGUGCUUAAUGAGCGAACCUGGAUUGAAUACUGGCCAUCCGAGGAGGAGUGUCAGACAGCUAUACACAGACCCACAUGUUUAGGGAUGGAAUAUUUGGUCAUGAUGCAGAGAAACUUUGGAUGUCAGCUGAAGUGAAGAAAUACACUUAUGGAACUGCUUAUUAUAACUGCAUUACUCUCAUGUCACACUUUGUGUUACAAGUGAUGCAAAAGUUGCAUGCUACUUCUUAUUGAUUGAAAUCCAAUGGUCUGACAUACUAUCAUCUUUCUGAUAAAUAUACAGAUAUUAAUAUUCAACAUCUGGAUGAAGUGCUUUUGAUUAAUAGAGAAAGAGAGAAAGGGUAAAAUGGAGAAAAGGAGAAUCAUACAAUUAAAAACAAAAAGCAUUGAAACUGUGAUUGUGAAAUAAAUAUGUUUUUAACAAUG
Betta splendens (Siamese fighting fish) is the source of this 5353-nucleotide messenger RNA. RefSeq names its product complement C3-like. Gene Ontology annotation, molecular function: endopeptidase inhibitor activity; protein binding. Gene Ontology annotation, cellular component: extracellular region. NCBI's taxonomy places the organism in Eukaryota, Metazoa, Chordata, Actinopteri, Anabantiformes, Osphronemidae. Bases 84 to 5063 code for a protein of 1659 amino acids. The transcript has 43 exons. The record is from RefSeq and is a predicted model, not a curated record.